Molecule: messenger RNA, 532 nt
Organism: Rhineura floridana
Lineage: Eukaryota; Metazoa; Chordata; Lepidosauria; Squamata; Rhineuridae
Product: histone H3
Exons: 1
Coding region: 65-475 (136 amino acids)
Cellular component (GO): nucleosome
Molecular function (GO): structural constituent of chromatin; protein heterodimerization activity; DNA binding
Source: RefSeq, a predicted model, not a curated record
CCGCUUUUAUUGUUUCGAACUACUGCAAAGAGGGUGAUCUAGGUACUUUUUUUCCAUUGGAGAGAUGGCCAGGACGAAGCAGACCGCUCGCAAAUCCACUGGCGGCAAAGCACCGCGGAAACAGCUCGCUACAAAAGCAGCUCGCAAAAGCGCACCGGCUACCGGAGGAGUGAAGAAGCCUCACCGCUACCGCCCUGGCACCGUCGCUCUCCGAGAGAUUCGGCGCUACCAGAAGUCUACAGAACUGCUGAUCCGCAAACUGCCUUUCCAGCGCUUGGUGCGCGAGAUCGCCCAGGACUUCAAGACUGACCUGCGUUUCCAGAGUUCUGCUGUUAUGGCCCUGCAAGAGGCUAGUGAGGCUUACCUGGUGGGGCUCUUUGAAGAUACUAAUCUCUGUGCCAUCCAUGCUAAGCGCGUCACCAUCAUGCCGAAAGACAUACAGCUGGCUCGCCGCAUCCGAGGAGAGAGAGCAUAAGACUUCCUAUCCAUCUCUGCAAAAUUACGACCCAAAGGCUCUUUUAAGAGCCACCAA